Messenger RNA from Lindgomyces ingoldianus, 922 nucleotides. RefSeq lists its product as uncharacterized. The record is from RefSeq and is a predicted model, not a curated record. The transcript has 3 exons. The coding region runs from base 342 to 719 and encodes 125 amino acids. Lineage: Eukaryota; Fungi; Ascomycota; Dothideomycetes; Pleosporales; Lindgomycetaceae.
UUUUAAACCCACCCCGAAGAGUCCGCUUACGUUCAUUCGCUCAUCGCGUAGAAGUAUUGCGAUCAGCAUUAUCUCUUUCCUUUCACGAUCAAUGUUUCCAUACUGCAGGAUCCAAGCUUCACAAUGAAAUGCGGGGAAGCUGGUCUGCUCCCUCAUUGGCACGAUCCCGUAUCAGAUGCGUCACGUCCAUAUGAUUUCUGUUUGCUGAGGGGCAGCUCAGCUUCUUAUCAACCUCUGCCUUUCUUCCUCGAUUGAAACAUCUUUGUUUUCAUUCUUCUCAGCUUGUAGUCACUCCAAAUCCAGUCACUCGCCUGCACCAACAACCCUAAGUUCGAUUAAAUAUGCCUUCCCCAUUCCACCAGAAGUACUCCUCUCAGAACCACAGAUUCUUCGGUUCUGAUCCCACCCCCGCAAUGCCCGAGGGGCCAAAACAAGAGACAGACCGGAGAGCAUCAGAUGCCUCAAUAGGGCCUCCACCUUCAUCACCAACUGAACGCAGAAGAUCCUCCACAACAAACCGAUUCGCAGCUCUAGAAGCUUUGAAGAGGCCUACUGAUGCAGAGUCCGCGACCCGACGAGCCAGUCUCCAAGACUCAGCGAUUGGAAAGCCCGGUAUCUUCGGCUCAUGGUGGAAUAAUUAUACUCGCGGACCAAGCGGCGCGACACCGGCACAGCAAACACCCAAGGAGCCACGAGAUACCACUACUUUGAGGCAGUAAGAGUCUCAUAUCAGAGGGGUAGGCCAAACAGACUGUUACCUUUGAGCGGGCGAUUUCCUGUGGAAAGAUUGAGUAUCUGUGAUCAAGGGAUUUCUUUCGCUUUUUUGGAAGUCUCGGUCCUCCACGCUCUAUCUAUUGGGGGAACUAGGUUGUAUUAUACGAGAAUGAUGCUAUUGACUAUUUGGGAAAAUGUUCGAAUAACG